GCAGGCGAAACCGAAAGUAUUCACUUAUGAAGCAAAGUCUUGGUAGAAGAACAAACACAACUGAGAAAAUAACGUCAUCAUCUUUGGAAGAAAGAAUAAGUUUAUUCAGCCAAAACAGAGCUUAUUGCUUAGAACACGACCUUGACCAGAAGGAAUCUAAAAUGUAUUCUCCUUUGUCUUUGCAGAUAAAGUGCUCCGUGUGUUUGAGUGAUUUUACGGAUCCAGUGACUCUCUCUUGUGAACACUCGUUUUGUCGGGAAUGCAUCACAGGUCACAUGCAGGCCAGCCUUGGACCCAGCGCCUGCCCAGAAUGCCAAAGGCCUUAUAACAAAGAAGACCUGAAAUCCAGCCGUUUACUGAGGAACAUGACCUCGACAGUGAGAGAGCACCUUGCUGAGCAGAAAUCAGACAGAUCCACAUCUAAAGAAGGAACGCAAGCAUUAAAUUCUCCAGAAAUGGAAAAGAUGCUGAUGUGUUCUGAACACGAUGAGAAGCUUAAACUGUUCUGUGAGACUGAUCAGAAGCUGGUGUGUGUCAUCUGCAGGGAUGGAGACAAACACAAAGGCCACGUCUUUAAACCUGUGAAAGAAGCUGCACAGAUCAACAAGGGGGAGAUGAAGACUGCUUUGGGUUUUCUUGCCAAAGAAAAUGGACAGCUGGAUUACAUGAUACAACAACAGACAACUGAGAUCACUAAAUCUGAGGAUAAAUCCAAAACCUUAUCAGCCCAGAUCUCUGCUCAGUUUGAAGAAAUGCACCAGUUUUUACAACAAAAAGAGGAUGAGGUGAAGAAACAGUUGGAGAAGGAGGAGAAGAAAGUUAUAGAAGUCAUGCAGAAGAAUCAGUCUUUGAUAAACAGAAGGUUUUUGGAGAACAAAGAAAAGGAGAUUAUUCUGCAGUCAGCUCUGGAGAUCGAGCAACCUGAUCACUUUCUACAGUGGUGGAAUGAAAAAGGAUUUCCAAUGACAAAGAACAUGAAGCAGAAAGCCAUUGAGACACCAUCAAAUACCCAGUAUAUGUCAAGGGUCAAAGAUCUUACUGUGCUUCCUGAUUCUCUCUUUCUUGGCCCCCAUGAAACCCACCUGCAGUUCUUUGUGUGGAAGGAGAUGCUGCAAUCCAUCAAACCAGUUCCUGAGAGUUUAACCCUGAAAAAUCCUGGAGAAUCAUACCUAAAAGUGUCUCCAGGGGGCGCCAGAGUCCGACAAGCUGACAGAAUGUCUAGACUGUAUAAAGACUUCAAUCCAAAUCUCACCAGCUCUUCUUGCACAGAUGAUUUGAAGAAGAAUCACAGCAGGAGCAGCAAACAAUGCAGUCUUAACAAUAAUCAUAAUCACUACAGGAAAGAUGUAUGGACAGAUGAAAGAGAGAAUAGAGAGAAAGAAGAGAAUGAAUCUGUGAAACUGUAA
Messenger RNA from Ctenopharyngodon idella (grass carp), 1406 nucleotides. RefSeq names its product tripartite motif containing 108 (gene trim108). The transcript has 7 exons. Bases 27 to 1406 code for a protein of 459 amino acids. Gene Ontology annotation, molecular function: zinc ion binding. NCBI's taxonomy places the organism in Eukaryota, Metazoa, Chordata, Actinopteri, Cypriniformes, Xenocyprididae. The record is from RefSeq and is a predicted model, not a curated record.